GUUGACAUAGUACUAACAAUGGGCUGCCCAUUCAUUCAAGAAAAGUACUCUGGAAUAUAAUCCGGCCCACAUUAAAAAUCAAAAACGACAUUAAAAACCGUCACAUUAGGAAUACCUAAAAUUGUCGUUUUACGAAACUUUGAAUUGAACUGAAUGUAACCAAACCAUAUUCCAAACUUCAAACUUUCCCUCCAACCAAGAAAGAAGAUAACUCUCUUCUUCUUCUUCUUCUUCUCUUUCCAAAGAAAUCCCAAGAUGCUGAAAGCCAUUAAUGGCUUCUUCGGGAAGAAGAAAACAAACCCUUCAUUCAAAGACUACUACUUACAGUGGUUCAACCAACUCAAGAACAACCACCUCCCAAAUCUCCGCCGCUCAAUCCACGAUUCCUCCAUAGCCCAACUCUCCACCCAAGUCGACAUCGUCCGCCACCAUUUCCACUCUUACUACGACGCUCUCGAUCUCGCCGCCACCGACGGCGACAUCUCGCAGCUCCUCUACCCUGACUGGCGCAACCCACUAGAAAAACCCUUUCUAUGGCUCGGCGAUCUCCACCCUUACCUCUUCACCAACCUCCUCCGCUCCUUCUUCGACGACGACGAAGACAACGAAGACGAAGAAUCCGAUGCAAACGACACCGUUUUCGAGAAACUCGCCGGCGGCGUAUUGUUCAGCGAGGCCGGAGAGCUUUUCAAUCGCCCCUGGCAUAUAGUUAUGGCGUGGAAGAAUCCUUCUGAUGUGUUAAUGGGCCGGAUUGAGCAGAUUGAAUGUGGGCUUAGGCUCAUGGUCCCGGCUUUGGGCCUGCGUGCUAGGAAGGCCCAAGGUGGGUUUGUUGAAACUGUGGCUGGAGAUUGGGCCCGGAAAAGAGAGGUGGCGAGUGAGGUGGUUGAGAAGGCUUUGGGGAGUGAGAUGGAGGAGCUGGCGGCGGUGUUUGUAGAUGCUAAUAGGCUUCGUCGGAGUGUUUUGGCUGAGAUUAUUGGGGCCACAAGUGUUUACCAGGCUGCUCUGUUUCUUGAAGGCCUGGCCCAAUUUCUUGUUGGGUUUAGGGACCCUGAUUUGGUUUCUGACUUUUUAACUUGCAAGACUCCUCUUACUCUCACUAAAAUUUCUUAAAUUUGUCUCUUUUCAAUUUGAGAAAGAGAAUUGUUGUUGUUUCGUAUGUUCAUAUAAUCUUGUGAACAAAUGAUUCUUCUUAUGUUGUGUCUAGUUAGUUAGUUUAGUUGGCCACUUGGGCUUUGGUACAAGUGUUUUUGUACACACAAAACUAGCUUGUGCAUAUGUGAUCCAAAUACUUUAAUGUGAAUUUACCAUUUGAGUUUCC
Messenger RNA from Cannabis sativa, 1318 nucleotides. Its product is annotated as protein INAPERTURATE POLLEN1. Gene Ontology annotation, biological process: DNA-templated transcription. The coding region runs from base 256 to 1110 and encodes 284 amino acids. The record is from RefSeq and is a predicted model, not a curated record. NCBI's taxonomy places the organism in Eukaryota, Viridiplantae, Streptophyta, Magnoliopsida, Rosales, Cannabaceae. The transcript has a single exon. Gene Ontology annotation, molecular function: sequence-specific DNA binding.